Molecule: messenger RNA, 650 nt
Organism: Scophthalmus maximus (turbot)
Lineage: Eukaryota; Metazoa; Chordata; Actinopteri; Pleuronectiformes; Scophthalmidae
Product: EKC/KEOPS complex subunit LAGE3
Exons: 3
Coding region: 83-397 (104 amino acids)
Cellular component (GO): EKC/KEOPS complex
Source: RefSeq, a predicted model, not a curated record
GCGUCUCCGUGUCUCUUGUUCUACCGCACAGAGGAGAGAAAAAAACUCACUUCCUGUUCCGGUCUCUUUGACAACAACCACGAUGGCGGCGUCGGGCGCAGAAUCACGACCAGUUCGAGGGAAAACGAACCCGGAAACCGGCAAACUGGAGUUCUUUCUGGACGUCCCGUUCCCGACGCCCCAGGAGGCCGAGGUCGCUCUGCGCUCCCUGUCCCCGGACCGAGAGCCGAGGAAAGGAGGCAUCAGCAAACAGCUGACGAUGUCCGGCAGCACGUUGUCUGUGAGGUGGAUCGCAGAUGAAGCUCGAAUCCUCCGAGUGUCCGUGAACUCGUUCCUGGAUCAUCUGUCACUCGUCGUGGAGACGAUGGAGACGUUCGGGCCGCCGGUUCCUCAGUGAAGCUUCUGCACCGGUCCAGAACUCUGAGUCUCAGAGGGCGUUUGAGAAACUGGCAACUUUGAAUCUGUUGAAUCUGAAUGUUAUGUUGUUCAACUGGAACAAAGAUGCCGGUGCUUUGACUGACAGGUCGUCGUUUUUUUGGUAAAGAUUUUCUCCAGAUGUGUAAAACAUGUACAUUUAUAUUUUGUGUCCAUCUUUGUUUGUGUCUGCACAAAGUUCAAUUAAAUUGAUUAAAAAAAGUCUUGAAAUAGUA